Messenger RNA from Macrosteles quadrilineatus (aster leafhopper), 4495 nucleotides. Its product is annotated as SID1 transmembrane family member 1-like. The transcript is spliced from 17 exons. NCBI's taxonomy places the organism in Eukaryota, Metazoa, Arthropoda, Insecta, Hemiptera, Cicadellidae. The coding region runs from base 363 to 2735 and encodes 790 amino acids. Gene Ontology annotation, cellular component: membrane. The record is from RefSeq and is a predicted model, not a curated record.
GUUUGUUUAUAUUUAUCUAGUAGGCCUGAUUUUAGUACAUUUUGUUACUUAGUGGUUAAAAUAGUUUAUUUCACGGAUACAAAUAUUACAAAUUUGUCAGUUCAGUGUUAAAGCUAGACAAAAGCACUUCAGCACUUCGUAUUUUUCAAAAGAUUAUGAUUAACUUAGGCCUAGGUUUUCAUUUCUACACUAGUGGUAUUUUGUUACACAUAAGUUAAUACAUAUUUUUACAGUUAUUAAUUGUUAAACAGUAAGAAACCUACUUUUUCUUGUCAUUUUAUUUCAUAUAGGUCAUUUGUUAAGACUGUUCUAACCUCAAACACAGAGUUAGUACCUGUUAAUGUCUAUUAUCACACAAGGAAAUGGACUUUUCAAGUUCAAUUUUAGGGUUUCUUGUGUUUAUAGCACUGUUGAAUUGUUCAUUUUCUUACAUCCCAAGAAUAUGUCAAAACCAACCUUCAAACGCUAACCUAGGCCUAGAACAGUUCAACCCUGUUGUAUGUGAUGCAAAAUUUGAUCAGCGUUAUGAGGGAACCAUCAACAACACAUGCGAAUAUAUUUAUGUUUUUACAGUCAAUAAGAGUGUAACUCUUCCUCCGAGGGUGACUGUUAGUAGCCACUUGGCGACACCUGACGCUCCUCUGUUAGUCGUGGUGACUCAACUAAAGUCUAUCUUGUCAUGGGAAGUCCCCCUUGUGACUCAGGGUCCUCAAGGAAAUUUCACCUAUAAUCAGACCUCAAGGACGCUUUGUCCGAAUCCGUCUGGUGAACAGUCAGAUGUUGUAGUUACUAUUUCAACAAGGAGCAGUUCACCUAUUCAGUUUGUUCUAUGGGUCAAUAUCACCAAAGAUUUUGACUUAGAGUUGUCCAAGAACUAUACAAUCGCAGUGUCUCCCUCCGAACCACAGUUUUAUCGGUUCAAGUUUGCCGACGACGUCAGUUCCGCAUUGCUACAUGUCAGUUCAGAUGAUGCGCCUUGUAUGACUCUCUCUAUACAGAAUAAUUCGUGCCCUGUGUACGACCUGGAGAAAACAAUUCAGUAUCGAGGACUCUGGCAGACGGUCGUGACUAAAGGAGGUAUAUUUUUGAGGAAAGCAGAGUUCCCUGUCGGACUGUUUGUAGUGUUUGUCGUACACAGCACUAAGGAGGCUUGCCACAAGUUUAACACCGGGGCGGACCACAACCAGACGAAGACUGUGCAGUUCGCUCUAGAGAAGAGCAUCAGUGAAUGGGAUUACAUCGUGGCUGUUUGCAGCGUCCUCAUUGGGUUCCUCAUCAUCUACAUGACUGUUGCUGUUCUUGUUUGCUUUUCUAACAGAACACCUUCAAAUCAAUGCUCUCAAGAAACUCAAGUAGCUGUUGUCGUCAGUACACCCGUACUUCCGUACAUACCUUCAAACUGCGCAACAAGUCCGUCUUCUCUGGGUUCUCCUUGGGGUACAGGGUAUGACGAUGACAGUGAUUUGGAUGACACUGAAGUAGAUAUGCUACAUGAUGCUAGCGAACAAACAGUGAUACUCAGGACCAAGAAGAUAUUGUGUCUGGAUGACGUGGCACAGAAAAACCCACGUGUAUUGAGUCUCAAGUCUAACCAAUACUUGUGGAACAUGCUGACAGUUGCAGUGUUUUACGCACUUCCAGUUGUACAACUAGUGUUCACCUAUCAAUCGGUGCUGAUUUCUUCAGGCAACCAAGACCUCUGUUACUACAACUUCCUUUGCUCCCAUCGUCUGCUGUUUAUGAGCGACUUCAACCAUGUUUUCUCCAAUAUUGGGUACUUACUUUUUGGUGUGCUGUUCCUGUUGUUGACUUAUCGUAGACAGCGACUGUGCCACUCGGUGGGUCAUCACCUGGGCAUACCUUACCACUACGGGAUGUUCUAUGCGUUGGGAGUAGCGCUAUGUAUGGAGGGAGUGUUGAGUGCUUGCUACCACCUCUGCCCAAACCAUUCCAACUUCCAGUUUGACACGUCUUUCAUGUAUGUGCUGUCGAUAUUAUCGAUGGUUAAAAUCUACCAGACACGCCACCCUGACAUAACUGCAAGCGCGUACACUUUCUUUGGCGUGUUGGCGCUUGUCAUCUUCCUAGGAAUGUUUGGUGUGCUGAAUGGCCAGCCGUGGUUUUACGUUGUGUUCACCGGUGCCCAUCUGCUCACCUGUCUCGUCAUCACGGCUCAGAUAUAUCAUGUCGGCACCUGGAAACUCAAUUUUGGAGUGUUCUCUCGUGUUUCCAAUUCCUUCAAGAAUGACUACGGUGCCGGUGGACUGAGAGGCUGCUUGAUGCCUCUGUACCCGGCCAGGAUGAUUCUUUUGUUGCUAGCCAACCUUGGUAACUGGGGCCUGGUAGCUAUGGGAUACUUCCUACAUCUUGGUGACUUUGCUACUUACAUGCUGUCCAUAUUUCUUGCGAAUUUGUUCAUGUACUUCAUUUUCUACAUCGUAAUGAAGCGAGUGUCGAAAGAGAAAAUUUACAAAGCACCUUUGACAUACACAGUGCUGGCUUUUAUGUUUUGGGGUGCUGGAUGUUACUUCUUCUACCAUAAAUCGAUUUCUUGGAAGCUGACUCCGGCAGAGUCUCGGGCCUUCAAUCAGCGUUGUGAGAUACUCAACUUUUACGACAAACAUGACAUUUGGCACUUUCUCUCAGCAGGGGCUUUGUUCUUUUCAUUUAUGAUUCUCCUGACAUUGGAUGAUGAUUUAGCGGAAAAAGAUAGAAGAGAGAUAUCCGUGUUUUAAACCCCGCCUCUACUAACCGUCUAUUGGAUUGUUUUACACGAGUACAGUGAGAAGAAGAGUGUAAAACCGUACAAUAGUUUAUUUUAUACCGAGUUGCCUUUUUUAAGAGUAGGUAGUGUAGUUAAAAUUGAAAGAGUGUAAAUACUUAUUUUUUACUAUUAAUAUUUGCAAUGUGAUAUUCCUAGAUUCUUACCAUAGUUUGGUUAGUAUUUGGAAAAUAACUAUGAAGAUACAAUAAGUUGGCUAUUUUUAUGUAUAUCCUUUAUGUAUAGCAAAUCAUAUUUUGAAAUAACUAUGUUGCUUUGUAAGAUGUUUAUUUAAGAUUAUUUAUGAAGAUUUUAUAUUUAGGUAUUAUGGCAGAAAAAAGGGUGGAAUUAGUGGAUAUAGAAUAUUUUGUCACUUAUCAAGUAGGGAAAUCAGAAUCAGAAUUGUUUAUUGCCAUAAUAAAAAAUGUUCAGGGCAAAAGUCACUAAAACUAAACAAGUAAAAUCACACCCAUUAAAAUAAAGAUACAAACUUCAAGAGUACAUAGGUAAUAUUUUACUAGUACCGUAAAACCCUUUUAACCCAGAUCCCAGUCAACCGAAACCCGGGUUAACCAAAACCAUCAUAAUGAGUAGUGUGUUCGGCUUAGGUACCUAACAGAAUGUGAUAGUGUAUUACAUUCUUUAUUUCUUGUAUUAUUAUUAAUGUAGCGACGACAUGGAUCUCAUACAAAUAGAUAUAUGUUGAGGAAAUAGAUGAUUAUUUUGAUAAACAGAUUUUUGAACACAGUAGAUUUUAAAAUGGCAGCAAUUGAAAUAACAGAAGCGACUAUUGUUGAAGAUCUCCUUAAGUAGACAUAGCCCUUUAGUUCCUACCAUUGGUUAACAAAAUGGUUUGCCCCCUUUAUUUUGGUUUAUCAGGGUUUUAUUGUACUUUACUUGAAACAAUUUUAUGAUAAGUCGAAUGAUGUAAUUUAUGUAAAAUAUCCAUACGACUGUUGUUAAUUGCUUUGCAAAGCUCAGGUCAUUUUUUUAGCUUUUAACACAGUCAUACCCAUUUAAAAAAUAAAAAAACUUUCAAGUUUCCAAAAUUUAAAACUUAGACUUGUCAUUGUAUGAACUAUUUACUUAGUUUAAAAUGUAUAACAAAUAUGCUUUUAUAGUUAGAUUUUAUUUAAUCAUUAACUUUUCUCUGGAAAUCGUGAGUUUUGGCUGGAAAAUGACAUUUAUUAAAAAGACAAUGUAAUAUUUUUUGUUUUCUUCCUUAUUUUUUUUUUGUGACUCCUUAACUAGAGUUCUUGUGAAGCUUUAAAUAGAGGAUGGUUUUAUAUGCUGCAAAAAUGUGUUAACAGAUCUUUUAUGUUGAUUUAUAAAGAUGUAAUUCUAUACAUAAGUAUGAUUCAGCUUCUUUAAAGCUUAUUCAAUAUUGUCAUAAUAGUUUAAUCAUGUUCCCAUUCUUGAAUGAUAAAAUAUUCAUUUUAUGAAAAUAUAUCAUUAUCAUUUUGUAUUAAGUAGUAGUGGUAGAAGUGUGAUAUUUUCUGUUUAGGCCAAAAUAUUUUUUUAUAAACCUUCACCUUUAAUUUAUACCAUUUAUUAUAGUUUUUACCAAAUACACUGUAUUUAAAAAUGAAAUGUAUUAUGAAUUCAAGCCUUUGUAAAAGUUAACAGUAAGUUGUUUUGCUGCAAAACUGGUUUUAGUUAAGUUAUUGUUAUUGACGAUCCUUAAUUUGCAAAUUCACAGGGAACUGAAUUUUUAAUUUUUUAAUUAUUUUAAAA